AAGUUUCUUUCUGAAUGUUUUAAAACCUAAGAGGAUGAAGAAGAAACCGUCACUCCCAGUCACUGAGUGUUUGAUGUGAAGCGAGGGGGAAAUAUUUCUGCCUGUAGAAUGUGAAAUGGAGGAGAAAAAGGAGACCCAUUUUCAGCUCGAUGAUCAGAGACAGAAAGGAGGAAGAGAGGAAGCUGAACGCGGGGGGAAGCAGAUACAGAGAGAGAGAGAGAGAGAGAGCGAGAGAGAGAGAGAGCUUUAACCAUGCGCACACAUGAGAAUUAGAGAGACAGAGAGAGGGAGGGAGGGCAGCAGAGGGAGAAAAAAGGCUUAAUUAAUUCAGGCUGGAUGGGAGGGAUGUUGCUGCCGUCCCUGCUGAGCCUCCAGUGCCUCUGCUGUCGUGCUGCAGGAAGCCUCGUUGUGUGUGUAAGUGUGUGAGCUCAGAGAGACGACACCACUCCUGCUUUCUGCUUUCUGUUUACCGGGAACCAGACACCGGUCAGCCCGGGAUCGGAGCCCCCUCUAUCUCCCUCUCUCUGCCUGAUCGGGUCUUCAGAAACAGGGAUGUUACAUGGAGACCAGCAGUGAGCAGAGGUCAGAGACAGAGUUUUUGCUGAGAAACCUUGUGCCAACCUCAACAUAGUUUGCCAAACACCCUUUGAAACCUUUAUUUUUCUGGCAUUUAAAGUGACGAUUUGGAUAUUUGAGGAACCUCAGCAGCCUUCAGGACCCACUGCUUUAAGAUAAAAACUUGAAAACCUGACUGAAUAUCACCAGCGCUCCAUGCGGCCUCAGCUUCUUCAACUCUCCGCCUCCCGCUUGCCCUCAAAGUGAGUCAGAGAUGACAUCCCAAAAGCUCUUCCUCUUAGUUUUAUUUCUCAACCUGACUCAAGGAUAACCGUCAAUCCCCAAAGAGGCAUUCAAGGACGUCAAACUCACUGACACAGAGGAGCCCCCCCACCCCCCCCUGGCUUCAGGCAGCAUGGGAGACGGGAGCUGGGUCUGCCUGAGUCCUGCUGAGUUCGGACAGCUGCAGAAAUACAGCGAGUACUCCACAAAGAAGCUGAAGGAUGUGCUGGAGGAGUUUCAUGGUGAAGGAGUCCUCUGCAAAUACAACCCCGAGCAGAAGCAAGACGUUCUGAACCAACCCAUUGACUAUGAAGGCUUCCAGCUCUUCAUGGCCACAUACCUGGAGAACGACAUCCCAGAGGAGCUGUGUCAGCACCUCUUCACCUCCUUCAAGAGCAAGACGGGAGGCUGCUCCCCCGAGCCGUCACGAGCAGGAACAAGCUUACUGGGGAUGAACGGGAAGAGCAUCCUCUCAGCGAUGGGUCGACACACACCUGAGCACUCCAGCGUGAUGUGCGCAGCCGGCUCAGGAGCCACCACCUCCCCGUGCUCAUCCCGCUCCUCCUCGCAGCGUUCAGGCACGGGGGCCCUCACACCCGGAGGGCCCCACAGGUCACCCGGCUACAACCAAGUGAAAACAUCAGAAGGCUGCAGCAACGCGCUCACCCCCAACGCUGGUCCUGCAAGGUCACCGGUGUCCCCAAAACUUUCUCCAGAUAGGAGUCGCUCAGAGAAACAUUUGUCGCGGAGGAGGAGCCCGUCGCCCCAGAAAGGCUCCCCCCUGCCGUCGCCCCAGGUGGUCUUUCUCAAGGACAUCGUCUGCUACCUCUCCCUGCUGGAGAGGGGGACACCUGAGGACAAGCUGGAGUUUAUGUUCCGGCUGUACGACACGGACGGCAACGGGGUCCUGGACAGCUCGGAGCUGGAUCGAAUCAUCAACCAGAUGGUACAUGUGGCAGAGUAUCUGGAGUGGGAUUCGACAGAACUGAGACCGAUCCUGAAGGAGAUGAUGGAGGAGAUCGACUAUGACAGAGACGGGACGGUCACACUGGAGGAGUGGAUCAGAGGAGGCCUCACGACCAUCCCUCUGCUGGUCCUGCUGGGCAUGGACACGAACGUGCAGGAAGACGGGCAGCACGUGUGGCGUCUGAAGCACUUCAACAAACCAGCCUACUGUAACUACUGCCACACCAUGCUGCUGGGAGUCCGCAAACAGGGCCUCUGCUGCUCCACGUGCAAGUACACGGUGCACGAACGCUGUGUGUCCAAAGACAUCGCCGCCUGCAUCAGCACCUACGCCAAGUCACGCAGGCACACCAACGCUAUGCAGCACAUCUGGAUGGAGGGGAACUCUCCAACAAAGUGCGACCGCUGUCACCGAAGCAUCAAGUGUUACCAGGGCCUGACGGGGCUGCACUGUGUGUGGUGUCAGAUCACUCUUCAUAAUAAAUGUGCGUCCAACGUGAAGCCCGAGUGUGAUGGAGGAGCUCUGAGGGACCACACUCUGCUGCCCUCGUACAUCUGCCCCGUCGUCCUGGACCGUCACUCUGUGGUUAAACGAGGUGAGGGGGAGUCUCCGCCCAGCACCAGCCCCGACGACAUCAACCAGACCUUUAAAUUCUCCCCUGGAGAUGGACAAGCACUGCAGAUCACUCCUCUCCCAGGAUCUCACCCGCUCCUGGUUCUGGUCAACCCAAAGAGUGGAGGGAGACAGGGGGAGAGGGUGCUGAGGAAGUUCAGGUACCUGCUUAACCCCAGACAGGUGUACAGUUUGGAGCAAGGGGGACCAAUGGUGGGGCUCAACUUCUUCCACGACGUCCCUGAUUUCCGGGUGCUCGCCUGUGGAGGAGACGGCACAGUAGGCUGGAUCCUGGACUGUAUAGAUAAAGCUAACUUUGCCAAGCAUCCUCCGGUGGCCAUCCUCCCUCUGGGCACGGGGAACGACCUCGCUCGCUGCUUACGCUGGGGAGGAGGUUAUGAGGGUGGCAGCUUGCUGAAGUUCCUCCGGGACAUCGAGCACAGCACAGAGGUGGCUCUGGACCGCUGGAACAUCGACAUCGUCCCCGACGACAAGGAGGAGAAGGGAGACCCCGUCCCCUACAGCAUCGUCAACAACUACUUCUCCAUCGGAGUGGACGCCUCCAUCGCCCAUCGCUUUCACCUGAUGAGAGAAAAGCACCCUGAGAAGUUCAACAGCAGGAUGAAGAACAAGCUGUGGUACUUUGAGUUCGGCACCACUGAGACCAUCUCGGCCACCUGCAAGAAGCUCAAUGAAUGCAUAGAGGUGGAGUGCGACGGCAUCAUCUUAGACCUCAGUAACACCUCCUUAGAAGGCAUCGCAGUCCUAAACAUUCCCAGCAUGCACGGCGGCUCCAACCUGUGGGGCGAGUCGAAGAAGAGGAGGAACUACAACCGCAUGAGCAAGAAGGUUCCUUACACGAUGCCCUCGAGCACCGUCACCGACGCUAAGGAGCUCAAGUUUUGCAUGCAAGACCUCAGUGACCAGCUGCUGGAGGUGGUCGGCCUUGAAGGUGCGAUAGAAAUGGGUCAGAUCUACACCGGACUGAAGAGUGCGGGACGCAGACUGGCUCAGUGUGCCAACGUCACCAUCAGGACGUCCCGCCGGCUGCCCAUGCAGAUUGACGGGGAGCCCUGGAUGCAGCCCCCCUGCACGAUCAGGAUCACACACAAGAACCAGGUCCCUAUUUUGCUUGGCCCGCCCCAGAAGACGCCGUUCUUUUUCUUCAAGAGACGCAACCGGAGCCGCGACUAGGACACGAGCAUACAUACGCAAAACCAAACAUGAACAGUUCAUAUUCAUGCACAUUUAAAUGCCACCAACUGUAUAGGCAGCUCCAUCGGACGACUGGUACACGGUUCCCUGAAUGGAGAUGGAAAGUGGGAAGUUAAACAACGGGAUCACAAGUGGAACGUUCCUUCAAUCAGGACGCCUACAGACUAUUUAUUCCCAAAGGACGGCGCCCAAAGUGACAGGACUCUAAACCUACAGUACCAACCGUUCCCUGUGUAACCAUCAUCCUCUAGUCUCCUCUAGUCUCGUCUCCAUACAACGCCCAGCCAUGGAUUCAGUUUCAGCCACUUGUAACGCCGAGCCGCACCCUGUCCAAACUACUCAGCCAUAGGCCAGUACUGCACGGCCCGCGUAAUCCAACUUGGGCUGCUGGGAUUCCCUCACAGCCCCGUGAAUGAAGUGGAGGAAGUCAUAGUGGUUACUAUGGGGGGGGGGGGGGGGUUAAACAAGUAGGUUGAAUGAAGAAUGAGGAAAAGCUCCAACACACUAUAGUGGAAAAUAGAACAGUGUGGUGUGGCAGUAGUCAUGGUUGUUUACAAGACUACAGAGAGUAAAUAAAGUAAGAUCCACCUCCUCUUUAAAACACCUGUAUGAAUAAUGGAUCAGUGGUUGCUUGUAAGAGCACUCGCUGCAGGUCUCCCCGAAGACUUAGAGCACGGUACGGCAGAGAAUGAGAGUGGAGGAAAGAGUGUCAUCAAUUAUUGAGUUACUUUGUUUGUGGGUUGACGGCAGUGGGGCGUAACAGUGGCCUAGAAUCGUUGGAACAUGCAGGGAGGUUAGCCCCUUAGCAUCACUGGCCUACAAAAGUGGAUCCUGUACGGACCGGAUCAGCAGGCGGAGGAAGUGUCUGGUCCACAAGUGCAGUUACCACCACAACAGUCUAGCUUGAAAGAAUAGAUUGGAAACAUGUGUAGUUCAUCUUUUUUUCCCUUCUUCAACAACUUGUUCCUCCUCUGAACAUGGACUCAAAAUGUUUAGUAAAGGGUCUAGAAUGUUUCAGACCAGAAGCGAAGCAAGUUUUCCAUCCAUGGCGAUCAAAGUCGACGCAAGAAAGUUUAGAGAUACAAACUCCCGUCAUUCGCUUGUUUGGACCAGUUAAAUGAGUGCAUGUAUCAUAGUUGAUAUCCCAACCUGCAUCAAAAAUGGACAGUCCAAACCCCUCCCCAAAAAAUCAAUGUUUCUGAUGGGGGUUGGUUUAUCUUUUAAAUGCAACAAUGCAAAACUGUAAGGCACUACAAGACUAAAACAAAGUCCUGAAAGCUGGUGUCCAUCGGCCAUAAACGUUGAUUUAAAGGUCACAUAUUAUGUGAGUCGCGAGACAUUCUUGUACCAAUCAAACCGAACCUGUUAAAGUCAACACAAGAUGUGAAGAGAUUCUAAAUUCUGUUAUAGGCCUUUUCGUUGGGCUUGUAUGAGUUGAAUUUAUUUUUAAACUCAAGCGAGAUGGUGCUGAUGCUGCAUCAGAAGAGCAUUUCAGGGUCGAUGUUCUCCAAAUGUUCCAAACUUCCAACAGAGAUGGAUCCAAACUCCAUUGAAAAUCAAAGUUCAGAGGUUGUUAGUGUGUCUCGUCCUGCUCGCUAACGGUUAGAGCAAACACUAAAGGCAACAAAAAGCUAAAAGUUGUAAAGAAAUUCUUGUACCUAGCCAAGCCUGCCCAAACUAACAGUCACCAAGCUGGCUCUGGAGAAGGGGUAGAAUUUAAACAAGCUUUGUGCGGAUCCUGAUGACCCCAGGCACAAGGGCUAUGUUAGCAGGUUUUGUCUUUGUUUAAUAAAUAUGUAGGGGUAACGCAGUGGGAAAUCUAGCCUCGCUUCUGGUCCGAGUUAAGCUUAACACUACCAUCCAAAUUGAAUCUACAACAGCUCCAGUGAACUGUGUGCCAACGGAUGCUUCUACUGGGUCAAGGAUUGAAAUAAAUCCCCUCAAGGGUAUAUCAUCAUGCCCCUGAGGGUUUAUUUACCACAGCAUUGACCAGGGGAGGGGGGGGGCCUAAAUUUAUCCUUCUAUUUCAGGGAUGGUCUAUCUCUGCUCCAGUGAAACCCUACGCCUAAUUACCGUGUCAAACAUCAGCUCACAAUGUCAAGUUUGCUGUCACAGUGCAAAUCCCAGAGCCUGCCCUGCCUGCACAGCGCUGCUGGGUGGCUUUAACGCAUUCAUGGUUUGUUUAACCGAGCCAAAUAAAGACGGGCUGGAAAUAGAGGAGGAAUUGUGUUUUUACCAAGAUGGAAAAAAAGGAUGUUGUGACUCAGAAACUGUGGACCGGGGAGCUUAGAUCAGUGUUUUAUAAAGAAUGUAUCCAUAUCACUGUCCCCAAAGUAUGGCUAAAAUAUAUUACACAGUAUGUGCAGAAAGAGUAUAUAUUUGGAGAGUAGGUGUAGCUCACAUAUACUGUACACACGAAUGUGAUUUAAUAUAUCAUUGUUAUUCAAAUGUAAAUCUUAGCUUAGAGGGAUUCGGAUCAGUGUUAGUCGCCAUGCAGAGCUGCUACAGUCGCUCUCUGGAGACAGUUUUCCACUUUGUCUGAUUCAGAUCAUUUGUACAUGAACAAAAACAUGCAACAAAAAAACAAAACGUGUAACACGAUGAUGAUAAUGUGCACCUACCAGCCGUUUUAGGGCCCGCCAGAGGUCCUCGCCGCUGACUGUGGUUUGCUUGAGUGCUUUGAGAGUGGGAGGUAAGGCUAUACCAAGAAUUAAGCUAAUAAUAUCAAGCUUUAAGUCAAAUAACGAGAGAGAUAGUCUACUGGGCAUUACAAUGAUUAUUGAGAUAUGUUAAUGUUAGCAUGCUAAGAUGCUUACAAUGAUAAUACAGAGAUGUUAAGCUAAGACAUUAUAAACUAUAUUUUCCAUCUAUAAGUUUUUAGUGUUAGCAUGCUACCAUUUGACAAUUAGCAUGUAAAAUCUAGUAAAGCUACAUGCUAACAUGCGCACAUUUACAAUGGAUAUAUUUUUAUACCAAUUUCAUGACAUGCAGUAAAGUUUUUCUUCAUAGUUGACCGUGUUAGCAUGCUAAUGUUUGCUAACCUGAACUUGAGGUAGACUUCUGAUGCUGGUCCAUAUUUUAAAACUCUCAUAUAGUGUUACAAUGCUGGGUGUUCAAACUCAAGGUUUCAGAUCUUAAAGAGACAGUUUGUUUUGUAACGAUAAGACUCAGCCUGACUUCAGAGAAGGUUGUAACGGUAGAAACCAAAGAUUAUUUUGUCACACUUCAUUCUUCAGAAAACGGCUGGUGAGGUCAUCUCACACUGAUAUCUUGUAAAUGUAAACGAGUGAAUGUUAAAACUCACAUGUGAUCUGAGUUGGACGUUUGUGGAAAACAUGUCUUACACCCCGCUGACAUAAAGUGCAUGUCAGAGGGAGACUGGUGAGACGCUCUGAGGGUUCAAACUGAGCUCCACUUUAGGGUCUGCCUUUAGACUCUGGUUCCCUUUAAAAUACCCUAAAAUAGUCAUUACUCCUGUACCCAGGCUCCAUGGAAACACAAAAGAUGUCCAGUAAAGCCUCAAACACUCAUUUUGAGUUCCUACAUUCAGACUCAACAUUAACGUGGAAAUCGUUCGGGUUACUCUCGUGUCACUUGGUGUUUUCGGACCACAGCAAGUUCUUUAUAGUCCAGAAAAGUUGGGUGUAUGCACUGCAAAAACUGAGAAUGAUGGUAGCUGUUAGAAAAGCUAAAAGAAAUAUCCAAUAAGAACGCUUGCCUGGUGCAUGUGCUCGAAAACUUUAGUCAAGGUGAAGUGGUCCAAUGGCAACUCUUAAAUAUUUAUGCAUAAUUAACAGAGAUCCACAGUAACGUUGGUCCAAUGGAAAGGAGAUACUGUUAGAUCUUCAGGGAAUUUUUUUCUGCAAUACCACAAAUGGCCACUGGGUGACUUGGAAGCAGGUUAGAGCAGUGGCAAUGCAAUCAUGUGUUAUUUAGGAAUCCGUUGCACUCUACAAAAUAACAUCGAGUGACGUCAUGAACCUUCGCUGGUCCAGACUUAGUUGAGCAAUGUUGAGCUGAACACACAGAACAAUGACGUUAUCAGAAACCUGAGUAACCAUUUGUUUUGGUAGCCUUGUUUUUUUUUUUAAAGAUAAUUGUUAACAUUGUCAAUCAUAAUUUUCAAGAAGUUUGAGAUUACUUCCAACUGAGGUUAUUAUCGUUAACAAAAACUAAAAUGUAAGAAGCCUUUACUUUAACUAGAACUAAAAUAAAAACAAUGCUUUACUGUAAAACGACGACUAACAGCGUGCCAUCAGCGCUGUGCAUUACGAAGCAGAUCGCUCCCUAGCUAGUCGCGUGCCGCAGUCCUUAUUUGGAGCGUGCCAGCAGCGUCGCUCCGCUCUGAUCUAAACACACACCGAGUCUAUUUUAAACAAAGCUCGCUGCAAGCACGCGUCAAGCUGAACAGAAUAGAUGGAGCCGGACAGGAAGUCAGCCAAAGAAACGCACAGAGCAUCCUGUCAAUUUCAAAAUAAAACAGAAUACACAAAUUCCUGAUUGUAAAAACAGGCACCGAAUGAACAUCAAAUUAAUCCGUGUGAUCUUGUAGUUGUCCUGUGAUCCCGAGGGCUGCAGCUGCUCAUGGCUGUCCUCACACUCCAAAUGGGGCAGGGCGCUCACUGUACUGCACUCACUCAACGAGCAGAGUUUUCUGUUCUUGGAGAACGCAGAUUGUCAUCAAUCUUGGUGGUUUAUGUUUCACUAAACACCAACUGAGGGUCAUUAAAGAUACAUAUCCUCGCCACAACAUCACAAAAUAAAAGCACUCAGUGCAUCACGACCUCAUCGAUUUGUAGUCGACCACAUGGGAGCCUGGGUGCAAAGAGAACUCAGCGGUGAAAGAGUGCAUGUUUACAGUAAAUCUACAUCUAUGAAAAGAAUGGUUUUAGACAGCUAUAUUACCAAGUGUAUAUAUUUGUUUAUAAUAUCUUAUCUGACAUCACCGCAUGCCUGCUGAAUCAAAGGAAGAGUGAACAAAGAGGAGAGCAGCUGUUCAGACGUUUUCUUUGCUUCAUGAUUCCAUUGACCGGAUUUAUUUUAUUUAUUUGUUGUGGUUUUAUUUCUUCUCCUUUUUAUUAUUGCAGCAUGUUUAUAAAGCAGAGAAGAAGAAGAAGAAGGCUCUCUGGAUGAUGCUCCUACUAUUACAAGAUGCAUUAGUGAUUCAUGGUUGGAUCAAAGAGGAGACAUGAAAGCCCACACAGAGUCUGUCUGAGAGAAGAACCAAUGUGUGUCACAAAUCCUGUCCAAUCCUGUCCUUUGAAGUAAUCAAUUACCUAAUCAGAGAAAUUGAUCUGCUCUGUGCCACACACACCCAAACAGAAGACAGAGACAAAGUAAAGUCACCAUAUCCCAAACAAAUCGAGUCUUUGCCCAAAACAAUUUAAAAGGAGUUAUUAAAUUAAGGCUGUCAAACCAUUAAUCACUAAAUGUCAAUAGUUAAUCAUGAUUAAUUACUUUUUAAUCACAUGUUUGAAAUUCCAUUAUUUCACAUUUUCUAAUAAAAUUAGUCAGGCUUUUAUUUGAAUGUUUGUCCUGUCUGAACUACUACUAACGUACUGAGAGUACUACUUCCUGUGUGCUUUUAUUUUGAAAUAAAGUAAGGCCCUUCCUGUAGAUGGAAGGUUAGGACAGGAAGUUAAGCACAGAAACAGGAAGUGGUUAGGGAUCCCAAAGUGAGGUCAAACAGCUCAAAGGAACGGUAACAAAGGUCAAUGUGUGAUGUCAUAAGGUCAAUGUGUGAUGUCAUAAGGUGGAUAUUACUUUGGACUCGUCAGCUGAGCUGUCUGAGAGUUUGUUAAAGUGAAAUGAGACAUUCAAAGAUGCAGCAGUGUCCUUCUUUUACAUCACUGAGACGACAGGGAGACGCUGAGGACGACUUUCUACGGUGAGCCUGAAGGGACAAAAGAGCAUGAGAUUAAUGUGAUUAACUAGUUAACGCUGACAGCUCUGAUUUAAACCCAGACUUUAGACCAAACAAAUAAAGAUGAUUCAUCAAUAUGUGGCCUCCCAGCUCUCCGUCUUUUCUGCGUCAUAGCAGCUGAUGUUUGCUGCGUCACGCUAAUGGACUGAUGUACCUCGCCGCCACUGAGUUGAACUCUGUCAGCCAAUAAAGGACUCGUCUUUAUCUGCAGCUUUCUGAAGAAGCAACUUGCUGCUCUGAGAAGAUAAGGCGGCAAAACCCAUGAAAAGAAACCAAAACCAACCAUGUGUUCCUCCAUUUCUUUUUACACCAUCUGUGUCUUCAACAGACACUGGAUUAACGGGUCUUUAACCUUUCAGAAUAAUAAUAGAUCUCAUGUAUGUUACUGAAUCCAAGAAGGGGUAGUGCUACAUCUGUUGGGGACUAUUUCCAGCCGUGGAUGAAUACAAACAUUGGGAUUUCUUUGGACGCAGGAUUCUGUUUUUGGCAUCAGAUAUCAGUGCCCAAGUUCACCGUUGGGAGCAGAUUUUUCCCCCAGUCCAACAUUUGGAUUGCUAGUUGAUCGUUUCUCAAGAAAACGGAGGCGUCAGUAAAACGAUGUCGGCCGUCCCUGUUUGGUAGGAAACACUUACUGUGUGGUCGGUUGUUUUCUUUUCAUGGGUUUUGUUCUUAAUAAGAAGAAAAAUGCAACAUCAGCAGCCUUAUCCUUUUGUUUUCCUUUACUACUUUUAAGAUGUUUUAACGAUGUCUGGGUGUGGAAGCGUUCAACAGGUUCCUGUAGUUCAUCAGGUUACUUCAACUUUAAAUAAAAUCCACUGAAACAAAACAAA
Molecule: messenger RNA, 10384 nt
Organism: Labrus mixtus (cuckoo wrasse)
Lineage: Eukaryota; Metazoa; Chordata; Actinopteri; Labriformes; Labridae
Gene: dgkg
Product: diacylglycerol kinase beta
Exons: 26
Coding region: 971-3610 (879 amino acids)
Biological process (GO): diacylglycerol metabolic process; lipid phosphorylation; intracellular signal transduction
Cellular component (GO): plasma membrane
Molecular function (GO): calcium ion binding; ATP-dependent diacylglycerol kinase activity
Source: RefSeq, a predicted model, not a curated record